GGUUGUUUCAUCGCAAAGCAUGCCGGGACAUAAUUCUAGUCCAUUUUCACCUUCGCGCGAUUCACGAUCAUUGUGGUCCAUUGCAUUGUCAACAUGGUCAACCACGGGAUUUUUUUGUGUUACUGAAAUGUGCUCAGAAUUCAAGUAAUUCAUCUAUUAAAUGACAGACAAGAAACAAGUCAUUUGAAGAGUUCCAUGGACAAGCCAUCUACAUGUAGACGCUCCAGUGGCGGCUGUGGUGGGUCACCUGAUGCCCUCAUUUACAUGUGCAGUGGUAAGCUGUAAGAACACAAGUCGAAGUUUUCUCAAAUGGAACUCAAAAAUCUGUGACAUACACAAAUGCACCCGUAAAGAGGAACUGUGCACCUGCAAACCUCCUUAUAGGUUUCUUCCAUUCCCAACACAAAAAUUUCCACAACUGCGUGGAGAGUGGAUCCGUAAAAUAAGGCGUGUAGAUCCUUCAACCAAGAAGCCAUGGAUUCCUAAGCACUUCAGCAGGGUUUGUUCGAUACAUUUUGUUGAUCUUGCCCCAUCUGCAAGUCGUGUCCCUACUUUGCAUCUUGGAUAUGAUGUGCCUCUACCCAAAUCUAGAAGAACAAUAAAGCGAACAGUACCAGACCCUGUGACUGCUGGACCUGUCCCAAAGGUUGUUAGAGCUGAUUCAGCUGAACCAUCUGUUGCGUUAAAAGUUAAAAAUGUUCUUGCCGAAAGUGGACACGAUUAUAGAAUAUCAUGUAAAUGUGCUGUAUCAUGUCAUUGUAAAGAAGCUGCGACAAUCAUCCGAUCAUUAGAAGACGAAGUUGAGAGGCUUAAAAAAUUAGAGGACAAACAUACAUUUUUUCAUUCAUUGUCUGAUGGUGAUAUCAGUUUUUAUACAGGUUUUCCAUCAAAAACUUUAUUUCAGAGUGUAUUUUCUUUCAUUCAGCCGAAGGCAAGACGAUUGAGAUAUUGGAAAGGGGCCAAGGAGGCUAAAUCAAAUGAGAGACUCCUUUCCGGUACAAAAAAUUCACCAAAGAAGCGUGGUCCGAUAAGGAAGCUCGAAUUAGUAGACGAGUUUUUGCUCGUUUUAAUGAGGUGCCGGCUUGGCCUAUUGAACCGAGAUUUGGCCAAGCGUUUUGGUGUAUCACCAGCAUCUGCAUCGCAUAUUUUCUUUACGUGGAUCAAUUUUUUGGCUGAAGUUUUAGGUCCUUGUGUGUGGUGGCCAUCAAAAGAUAUUGUUCGUCGCAACCUUCCAUCAGCUUUUAGGACCAAGGAAUAUAGGAACGUUAGGUGCAUUAUAGACUGCACAGAAAUUUUCAUUGAGCGGCCCCGUAAUCUCUAUCUACAGGCUGUUACAUGGUCAGAUUACAAGAAACAUAAUACCAUCAAGCUUUUAAUUGGUAUUACUCCUAACGGCCUAAUCUCUUUUCUGUCCGAUAUCUGGUGCGGGAGAGUAACAGAUAAACACAUUGUUCAGGAAUCUGGAUUUUUGAAUUUACUCGAAAAUCAAGAUACAAUUAUGGCUGACAGGGGAUUCCCGAUUACAGAAGAGCUCAUGAUGAGGCGAGCGUCACUAGUCAUCCCACCUGGCAAAAGAGGUCAGGAACAGAUGACCAGGCAACAGGUGAUGCAGACUAAAAAAGUUGCGAAUUUACGGAUUCAUGUAGAACGUGCAAUUAGGCGGCUCAAGUCUUUCCGAAUUAUAAAAGGAACUCUUCCGUGGAGUCUUAUUCCCUUGUCGGAUCAGAUAGUCAAAGUUUGUGCAGCCCUCUGCAACAUGCAAGACCCGCUAGUUGCAUGAACUUUCAUUCAUAAGCACAGUGUACAGUUUUUUCUUCAGAAUAAGUACCGGUAUCGUAUAAUGAACUCAUGCACAUGCAUCAUUUGUAUAAUAUUAAUUCUUUGAAUUGAAUCCUAAGCGUCAGAUUUAACACAUGUACAUGUAUGCAUAGUUGACUUUAAUAAGUUUUACUUUCUUGGAUGUAUAAUAUAUGAUAUAUUUUACUUUUCUAGUCUUUUAUGUCACAUAUUUUUGGGUGUGUAGUAGUCUACAGGGUGUAUGCCAAAAAAAUUAGUCCUCUGCCAAUGAAUU
Strongylocentrotus purpuratus (purple sea urchin) is the source of this 2071-nucleotide messenger RNA. RefSeq lists its product as uncharacterized. The record is from RefSeq and is a predicted model, not a curated record. Bases 251 to 1780 code for a protein of 509 amino acids. Lineage: Eukaryota; Metazoa; Echinodermata; Echinoidea; Camarodonta; Strongylocentrotidae. The transcript is spliced from 2 exons.